Molecule: messenger RNA, 519 nt
Organism: Talaromyces stipitatus ATCC 10500
Lineage: Eukaryota; Fungi; Ascomycota; Eurotiomycetes; Eurotiales; Trichocomaceae
Exons: 2
Coding region: 1-519 (172 amino acids)
Source: RefSeq, a predicted model, not a curated record
AUGCAAUCCGGCAAGGUCAACUAUGGAUUCUCCAAGAUUGAGACUGUCUACACUGCUUCAGUCGCUGAGGAAGGUCCCACGGGUGACCAGUUCGAGGAUAUCAGAUCCGAUCAGCUUCCUGUGUCUCACGAGAGCGCCGAGGACAGCCAGACUCUGAACUUUGCGGAACAAUACGACAAGGCACUACACCACACAUUCCGAACCAAUGCAUGGACUUCAAUGCGCAUGUUCCUACCUACGCUAUUCAUUAUUGCCCUUGCAAUGUACCUUUCCACUCCGACAGAUACACUACGCACUGAGAAGUACUACGCAGAUCAUGUCGGAUGGAUGAUGGGAAAGGCGCGCUACACUUCCUUGACCAAUAUCGGAUAUUCUUCCUCUCCGCGCGAAUGUUUUGUGGGAUCAUCAAGCAGGGUUUCGCCAUCUGCUCACGUCUCCUCCAGAGAGACCACUUCGAUUUCGAUGCCAAUCGAAACUGUGGAUCUCAGGGGACUUGUGAAGAACUUUGACACUACGUGA